Molecule: messenger RNA, 3381 nt
Organism: Sugiyamaella lignohabitans
Lineage: Eukaryota; Fungi; Ascomycota; Dipodascomycetes; Dipodascales; Trichomonascaceae
Gene: MNR2
Product: putative Mg(2+) transporter MNR2
Exons: 1
Coding region: 1-3381 (1126 amino acids)
Biological process (GO): magnesium ion transmembrane transport; intracellular magnesium ion homeostasis
Cellular component (GO): plasma membrane
Molecular function (GO): magnesium ion transmembrane transporter activity
Source: RefSeq, a predicted model, not a curated record
AUGGCCGGCAAGAGACGGGCUAGAAGAUCUACUUUUAGCAACAUUGCCGCUUUGGAGCCUCAUGGCCGCCAUGCUCCUGAAGACAGUGUGGGAGGUUCUCGCGAUGGAGGAAGAGAUGGCGGAAGAGAUGGCGGAAGAGACGGUGGCAGAGAUGGAGGAGACGGUGAAAAUGGCGAGGGUGCUGGAUCUGGAUUCCGGUCAGCGGGUCAUCAAAGCCCCUUGCUACCCUCGAGCGGUGUGUAUAAAUCGACAGGAUACUACCAGAUUGCCGGAGAUUCUUUUAGAAACGUCGAUAAUGACGACAAUGGCUCAUUGUAUAACGAGUAUGAAGAGGGUCUGGGUAUUAUAGGUGGGUCUGGUGCAAAUGGCCGGUCGGGGAGUAAUAGUGGAGACGACGUGAUUCGAGGCAUUAUGAAUGCUAGGUUUGCUGGCCAGUCGACUGCUGGUAUGGAGGCAGAAACCUCGUCGUUGGAAUCAAAUGAUCUUAUGGACCAUCGUCCGUCAAUGGCAGGUGUUUCUCCUAGCACGUACCGUAAAAUGAGUCGAGCUGCUGAUGAACGGUCGUCUCUGCUUCACGGAGGGAAUACUAGUAGUAUCACUAAAAAUAGCAACAGUAUCAUCAACAGCAAUAUUAAUGCGGGUGCUAGUGGUAAUAACCGACCCAAGAAUAAGAGCAAGAGCAAGAGUGUUGUCGCUGAUAUGAUUGGUAAAGCUACUAAUUUUGCCAGUGGAGGUGCUAGCUCCAGUGGUAAUGGGAAUAAUAGCAGCAACAGAUAUAAUAACCAGGGUCUGGUUGAACGAUGGGUCAAGAAUCGUCGGUCGUUGUCACAACUGCCUCUUCUUCAUCCUCAUACUCCAGAUGUAAUUCAUGCUGGUAAUAGAACUGUCGAUUAUACAUCGCUUGGUCAGGGUGAUGAAGACAGUUUUGCUAUUGCUGUGGAUGAAGAUGCUAUUGAUGAUGAUGACAAUGAUGUGGAUGGUGGUGGUCGCAAUGCUCGUAGUAACAGUUAUCGACAGCAGUUUCUACCUAUUUCGCAUCGUCCUUCACGACUGGGAUUUUCUAGUGGUGCGUCUGGUGGUGCUGGCGGGUUCCCUGAUAGUUCGAGUGAGAUUGAAUCGUUGAAUUCGAAACCAUCUUCUCGUCGAGGCAGUGACGCUUCGUCUUUAGAUGAUGUAUGUUAUCCUAUUGACUCACCGCGUCCUGACUCUACUACUGGAGGACCCAAAGUAUGGCCUGAUUUAUCGAUUCUUACCGAAUUUGCUGAGCAAGAAUUGAAAGAACUUUCUGCUACUGAAGCAGCUGCUGCUAAUAGACCAGUAGCCAUUGAAGAUUUUUGCAGUGAGGAUCUUGCUACAAGUCGACUGGUAGAUGAUAACGAGAGAUCGGUCUCACCAUUCACCAGUGGCAUUCCCGACCGUGGCAGGUAUGCCAUUAAUGAAGCAGAAGCAGCUGGCGGACGUUUGCGUCCUCAUAGGGUGAUUCCAUGGGCCAACUCUAAUUCUCGAGGACAAAAGAAUAAAAACAGGAACAACAGUGCCAUGAACACUUAUGCUAAUCGUAUAACUUUCCCAUCGGGUGAUAGACACAUUCCUGGAGUCGACGAAAAGGCUGCCAUGGAUUUCAGAUUCACGUACUUUUCCGAAGAAAUGGAGGCUACUAUCCAUUCACCUACCAUUUCCGGACUACUUCAACCUGGUCAAACUUUUGCCAGUUUGUUUCCUCCCCGAUUAGCACAUCGUUCGCCAUUCGAUUCUGCUGCCAGAGGUUCAACUCCUGCAUACGAACCUGCCGAGUCCGAGACGAGCGGGGUGAACAGAACUCCACAAUCAGCUCAACCGGUGACCUCGCAAACACCUCAACCCACGACCCACACUGCUCAACAGCACGCACCACAUGCAUCGACUUUAGAACAAACACCUGUUCAGGAACCGUUAUCGUCAGUCCCUCAAUCGCCCUCUCUCACCCAUAUUCAGGCCCAACCGAGUUCUUUCACACAGCAUGGUCAGACCCAACCCAACAACACCUCCAGCACUGCUACUGCUGGAGGUAAUGGAGGUCCCAUACCUGCUGAACACCGAGAAUCUCAAGCCUCGUACAGUAACAUGGGCAAUGGCAAUAACCAUGCCAAUGGCCACAUCGACCCGUCUCCAUUCUGGCUUGACGUUCUGAAUCCGACCGAGGAAGAAAUGAAAGUCAUCAGUAAGACUUUUGGAAUUCACCCGUUGACAACUGAAGACAUUUUCCUAGGAGAAACAAGAGAAAAAGUCGAGCUUUUCCGCAACUAUUAUCUUGUUUGUUUCCGCAGUAUUGACACUAAUUACGAAAAACAACGUACCCGUCGUGGUCAGACGACCGAAGUCGACGGUGGUAAUGGCACCUCUAACAACCCCAACAUUAAUUCCGUCUCCAGUUCACGAACUGCCCGUGGAACAUUCCAAGACUUAUUUGGCGGUGGCGGUGGCAGCGAGCUGCGAAAUCGCCGCGGUUCAUCUGUUCGAUCUGUUUCCAGUAAAAAACGACGAAAGGACCGUGCCAACGAGCUGAAACCACUCAACAUGUACAUUAUUGUAUUCCACGAAGGAGUUUUAUCAUUCCAUUUUGCGCCUACUGCCCAUCCCAUCAAUGUCCGACGAAGAGCCCGACUCCUUCAAGACUAUCUCAAUGUCUCGUCGGACUGGAUCUCGUAUGCACUUAUCGACGACAUCACCGAUGGUUUUGCACCACUGAUCGAGUCGAUCGAGGACGAUGUAAACCUCAUUGAAGAAGCCAUUUUGAAGAUGCAUUCUGGUGAAGACGAUUCUGACGACGACAGCGAGGACGACGAAGACGAUUCGAGCAAGUCGACAUCCACAUCCAGCCGAUCCACCAACAUUAGUAACCGAGGCAAAUGGAAGCAAAAAGGUGAUAUGUUGAGGCAAAUUGGCGAAUGCCGUAAACGAGUCAUGAGUCUGCUACGUCUUCUUGGAAACAAAGCAGACGUCAUCAAAGGCUUUUCUAAACGGUGUAACGAGCAAUGGGAAGUAGCUCCACGAAACGAGAUCGCGCUUUAUCUUGGCGAUAUCCAGGACCACAUCAUCACCAUGGUUCAAUCACUCAACCACUACGAAAAGCUCCUCGCACGAAGCCAUUCCAACUACCUCGCGCAAAUCAACAUCGACAUGACACGAGCUAACAACGACAUGAACGAUGUCCUUGGCCGUAUCACCGUGCUCGGAACCAUCGUCGUCCCCAUGAACGUCAUCACGGGCCUCUGGGGCAUGAACGUACUCGUUCCUGGCCAAGACGUGCCCAACCUCUACUGGUUCGGCGGCAUCUGCUCGCUGCUCGUCGUCAUGGCCGUCCUAUGCUUCUGGGUCGCCCGUCGCAUUUACAAGAUCUAA